Meriones unguiculatus (Mongolian gerbil) is the source of this 2696-nucleotide messenger RNA. Its product is annotated as keratin, type II cytoskeletal 73. The coding region runs from base 60 to 1676 and encodes 538 amino acids. Gene Ontology annotation, biological process: keratinization; intermediate filament organization. Gene Ontology annotation, molecular function: structural constituent of skin epidermis. The record is from RefSeq and is a predicted model, not a curated record. Lineage: Eukaryota; Metazoa; Chordata; Mammalia; Rodentia; Muridae. The transcript has 9 exons. Gene Ontology annotation, cellular component: keratin filament.
AACACUCAGCCUCUUCCGUGCCGGCACGCGUCUUGUUUCCACUCUGUGGCUUCUCCGAGAUGAACCGCCAAUUCACCUGCAGGCCGGGAGCUGGCGGCAGGGGCUUCAGCGGCUGCUCGGCAGUGCUGUCUGGGGGCAGCGCCUCCUCCUACCGGGCAGCGGGCAAAGGGCUCAGCGGGGGCUUCAGCAGCCGGAGUCUCUACAGCCUGAGGGGCGCCAGGAGCAUCUCCUUCAAUGUGGCCAGCGGCAGCGGGCGCACAGGGGGUUAUGCGUUUGGCCGGAACCGGGCCAGCGGCUUCGCAGGCAGCAUGUUUGGCGGUGUGGCUCUGGGGCCUUCAAAUACAUCCCCAUGCCUGCCCAGCGGCAUCCACCAGGUCAUUGUCAACAAGAGCCUCCUGGCCCCCCUCAAUGUGGAGCUGGACCCCGAGAUCCAGAAGGUGCGCACCCAGGAGCGGGAGCAGAUCAAGGCCCUGAACAACAAAUUCGCCUCCUUCAUUGACAAGGUGCGCUUCCUGGAGCAGCAGAACCAGGUGCUGGAGACCAAGUGGGAGCUGCUGCAGCAGCUAGACCUGAAUAACUGCAGGAAGAACCUGGAGCCUGUGUAUGAGGCCCACAUCAGCAGCCUGCAAAAGCAGCUGGACACACUGUCUGGGGACAGAGUACGGCUGGACUCAGAGCUGAGGGGCAUGCGGGACGCGGUGGAGGACUGCAAGAAGAGGUACGAGGAAGAGAUAAACAAACGCACGACUGCGGAGAAUGAAUUUGUGGUGCUUAAGAAGGAUGUGGAUGCAGCGUACAUGAGCAAGGUGGAGCUACAGGCCAAGGUGGAUGCCCUGGACGCCGAGAUCAAAUUCCUCAAGUGUCUGUUUGAGGGGGAGAUUGCCCAGAUGCAGUCCCACAUCAGCGACACGUCCGUCAUCCUCUCCAUGGACAACAACCGCAGCCUGGACCUGGACAGCAUCAUCGCCGAGGUCCGAGCUCAGUACGAGGAGAUCGCCCUGAAGAGCAAGGCGGAGGCUGAGAUGGUGUACCAGACCAAGUUCCAGGAGCUGCAGCUGGCAGCCGGCCGUCACGGGGAUGACCUCAAGCACACCAAGAACGAGAUCUCAGAGUUGACCCGGCUCAUCCAGAGACUGCGAUCAGAAAUCGAGAGUGUGAAGAAGCAGUGCUCCAACCUGGAGACGGCCAUCGCUGACGCCGAGCAGCGAGGCGACUGUGCCCUCAAGGAUGCCCGGGCCAAGCUGGACGAGCUGGAAGGCGCCCUGCAGCAGGCCAAGGAGGAGCUGGCGCGGAUGCUGCGUGAACACCAGGAGCUGAUGAGUGUGAAGCUGGCGCUGGACAUCGAGAUCGCCACCUACCGCAAGCUGCUGGAGGGCGAGGAGUGCAGGAUGUCUGGAGAACACACCAGUGCUGUGAGCAUUUCCGUCAUCAGCAGCUCUGCGUCUGGGACCAGCGGAGGGGCCGGUUUUGGGUUCGGUAGCACUGGCACCUAUGGCUACCGGCCCAGCUCCGUCGGUGGGGGCUACAGCAUCCUGUCUGGGGGCUGCGUCACUGGUAGUGGGAAUUGCAGCUCCCGUGGAGAGACCAAGACCAGGCUGGGUAGCACCAGUGAGUUUAAGGAAGUUUCAGGAAAGAACAUGGCUUUGGGCUCACCCACAAAGAAAACCAUGAGAUAGACUGACAGCCGGGCGCCCGUUUCUGCCCAGCUGUGGUUUUCUCUGGAGUCUCUGCCGGGAAACCCCUCUGUUUGCCAUCGCUCGCUCGCUCGCUUCUUGCCGUUCUUUGCUGCCAACCCCGCUGCCUUUGUCUUUAUCAGCCACACCAGGACUCUCAGGUUGAAGCUAUCUCAUGAAUCCUCCUGCCCCAGUGCAAAGGGACCACUUCUCCGAGCCUUCCAUAUCCUCAUGAUGGCUCACCUGCACGCCCCUUUCUGGUGGAGCUUCCCUCUAGGCCAAUCCUGAUCCUCUGCUACCCAUUACCAUCUGGGCACAUGAGACAGGAAGUGUGUUGAAGGACGGUUCUUCGAGAGCCGGCCCAGCCUGCCGCAGCACAGGCCCACAGCUGCAUCUGGCACCAUCUCCGUUGGUGUCGGGCUGGGAGUCCCCAUCCCGUCUGGACCUGGUUCAGCUCCAGUCCUCUGUUCCUGUACCCCACUAAUAAACAUAUAAAACCAUGGAAGGUCAGACUACCUCUUUCCUGGAGGAACCCUCAUUUCAGGCCACGUCCCUCUGGUAUGUGGCAUGCUCACUGAGACCUCUGGCAUCUGAGGUCUCUCCAGUCCACAGAACCCUGAGUAUUGAUCUGGGUGACGAGGCCCUGAAUAGGCUGGGGACCCCAGCACCACCUGCACUGAUACCUAACAUUCAUCUGUCCACAGCCGACAGGUGUGCCUUCUAAGUCCUGCUUUCCUCAGCUACAGUCAGGAUGUACAAUGUCUAGCGACAUGUAGGCUACAAGGAGAAGUCAAGUGUCUGGCAGCAAGAUCUAAAGCCGACCAAGAGGCAGUGGAGAGACAGUUCUGACAAGCUUAGGACUUGAUGUUUUCUCAGUAACACCUCGAUGGUAGAUUCCUCUUUGAAAUAAAGACCCAAGUUCUUAAUAAAGUUUGUACUGAGUCAAGUAUGAGCACGUAUGCAUGCAGGAAUUUACGUGUGUGAACACACAUGUGUGUGUGCUUAAGUAGAUGAUCAUUCCAA